Molecule: messenger RNA, 552 nt
Organism: Recurvomyces mirabilis
Lineage: Eukaryota; Fungi; Ascomycota; Dothideomycetes; Mycosphaerellales; Teratosphaeriaceae
Gene: ARF6
Product: ADP-ribosylation factor, Arf Arf6
Exons: 3
Coding region: 1-552 (183 amino acids)
Biological process (GO): vesicle-mediated transport; intracellular protein transport
Cellular component (GO): cytoplasm
Molecular function (GO): GTP binding; GTPase activity
Source: RefSeq, a predicted model, not a curated record
AUGGGUGGUUCAAUCAGCAAAAUGAUGGGCAAGAUCUUCGGAUCCAAGGAGAUGCGCCUGUUGAUGUUGGGCUUGGACGCCGCUGGCAAGACGACCAUCCUCUACAAACUCAAACUCGACACCGACGUAACCACAAUCCCCACCGUCGGCUUCAACGUGGAAACAGUGACCUACAAGAACACCAAAUUCAACGUCUGGGACGUUGGCGGGCAGGACAAGAUCCGUCCCUUAUGGCGACAUUAUUUCUCCGGGACUCAGGGGUUGAUUUUCGUGGUGGAUAGUUGUGAUCGGGAUCGCAUGGAUGAGGCGAAGAGGGAGUUGGAGCGGAUUAUUCAGGAUCGGGAGAUGAAGGAUGCUCUACUUUUGGUCUUUGCUAAUAAGCAGGAUGUCAGGGGAGCUAUGUCGCCGAAGGAGGUAUCCGAUGAGCUUGCGCUGGAUUCUACGGCCAAGGGCCAUGUGUGGAAGGUUGAGCCUAGCUGUGCGACUACGGGUGAGGGCAUCUUUGAGGGGUUGGCGUGGCUGAGCAAUAAUGUCAAGCUGCCACCGAAGUGA